This is a messenger RNA of Plasmodium knowlesi strain H, 438 nucleotides long. RefSeq names its product conserved Plasmodium protein, unknown function. The transcript has 5 exons. Lineage: Eukaryota; Apicomplexa; Aconoidasida; Haemosporida; Plasmodiidae. Bases 1 to 438 code for a protein of 145 amino acids. The record is from RefSeq and is a predicted model, not a curated record.
AUGAAUGACUUCGUGCAUGAAGAUAUCGAACUGAAACGCCAGGCGUGGGCCCUGCACUUCUCCGAAAGCCGAACGAAGAACAAAUUUAAGUUCGCCAAAAGGGGAAAUAAAAAAUACGUGACGACGUGGGUCAAGCAAAAAGACCAAACGGGUUUAUUCGAAAGAUGGGUGAAGAAGACGCAGCUAAAUGAGAAGUACAAACCGGAGGAUGAACAGAUCGAAGAACACAGCGAUAAGGCAAAACUGGAAAGCAUUACCCCCCAAACGAACUGGACGAGGAGGAGCACCAGGAUAAAUUUACACAGCAUUCUUGACAAGGAGACCUGCAGAAGAUGCUAUGUUGAUCCCCCAAGCGAUUUCUCGGUAGAAGAGGACGAAAGGGAAGAGGCAGAGCAAGAGAAGGAGAAGAAAGAGAAGAAACAUGCAAAAGAACGCUAA